AUGUCUCUGGCGCAGCACUUGACCGUCGAGGACGAAUUCGAGUGCGACCUGCCAGACGAGAACCCCAACCAUGCGCAAGGCUCGUGGCGGCGCAUGAGCUUUGAUGCUUUUGCGCCAGUGCGACCGCAUUUAGAUAUCGCAGCGGAUACACCGAACCCAGAGGCUGCCUAUAAAGCGUCGACCCUGCGAAGAAUCGUUCAGGUCGCGCUCGCCGUGAGCUUUUGCUUUCUCGCUUCGGGCAUCGUAUUUGGGUUUGCCUCGAUCAAGCCAAUUCUUGUAUACGAAGGCGUCUACAGCGAGUUUUGCAGCAACGGUGCAGGAACGGGGACAGAGGGAGGCAAAAGCGACGGCGGAGGCAGCCGUGGACAGCCGUGCGCGGAGCAGGAGAUACGGUUGAAUCUGCUCUUCAUCGUGGCAUCGGUGACGACCAACACGUCGAGUUUGUUUGCGGGGUAUACACUAGAUCGCUUUGGUCGGCGGUGGUGCGCGACGGUGGCGGCGGGCUUUCUGGCGGUUGGGGCGCUGAUGAUGGCCUCGCACGGCAACAUGUUGUAUAAGAAGCUGGACGGGUACUUGCUAGGCAACUUCUUCCUGAGCCUGGGCGGGACGUUUCUCUUUCUCCCUAGCUUCCAGUUAUCCAAUGCAUUUCCAAAGCACGCGGGGCUCGUCGUGGCCCUCAUCACCUGCGCCUUUGACGCGUCCUCUGCCGUCUUCUUCCUCUACCGCCUCGCCUGGGAGGCGUCGCACCAGCGCAUCCGCAUCGCUCACUUUUUCCUAGCCUACCUCUGCGCCGUGCCCCCGGCCAUCAUCGCCGCCGAGUGGACCGUCAUGCCGCGGCAGCGCUACCACACUCUACCCGAGCUGGAGCGCAAAAUGGCCAAGGCGCGCAGCGACGCCACCGACGUGCACGCCUCCGACGACGACGUCUCGGAUACGCAGUCGCUGCUGCGCGUGCGCAGCCACCGCGCCGAGCACAGGCGCGACAAGCUGCAGCGCAUCGAGGACAUCACGGGCGGCAUCGGCGAGCGCGUCGACCGCAGGCUGCAGCAGGCGGCGCUGCAGCAGAGCGACGGCGUCUGGGGCCUCUUGCACGGGCGGCCGGUCGCGGCGCAGAUGCGGACGCCCGUCUUUGCGCUGCUGCUAUGCGUCACGGCGUUUCAGAUGCUGCGCAUGAACCUGUUCAUCGCGACGAUUGGCUCCCAGUACCGGUACAUGCUCGGGUCGGCAGGCGAGACGGCCAUUAUUACGGACCUGUUCAACGCGGCGCUGCCGAUUGGCGGCGUGGCGGCGACGCCGCUCAUUGCGCUGCUGCUCAACAGCUGCAGCGUCGCUACCGUGCUGACCGUCAUGACGGGAUAUACCGCUUCCAAGAUUUUCGGAUUUGCCACUUUUGGCCGGGUAUACGGCACCGUCAUUUGCGCGUCUGGCGUCUUUAACCUUGUGCAGCCUGCGGUGGAAAGCUGGCUGAGCGUGCAGCUGCAAGGGAACCCGCUGCCGCUGAAUAUCGGCUUGGGGGUGGUGGGCACCGUGUUGGCGGCGCUCUUUACGGGACUUACACACAAGUUUGUUUAA
Molecule: messenger RNA, 1572 nt
Organism: Beauveria bassiana ARSEF 2860
Lineage: Eukaryota; Fungi; Ascomycota; Sordariomycetes; Hypocreales; Cordycipitaceae
Product: major facilitator superfamily transporter
Exons: 4
Coding region: 1-1572 (523 amino acids)
Biological process (GO): transmembrane transport
Cellular component (GO): fungal-type vacuole membrane
Molecular function (GO): transmembrane transporter activity
Source: RefSeq, a predicted model, not a curated record